Messenger RNA from Hypanus sabinus (Atlantic stingray), 4921 nucleotides. RefSeq names its product RNA binding protein fox-1 homolog 2-like. The coding region runs from base 328 to 1644 and encodes 438 amino acids. NCBI's taxonomy places the organism in Eukaryota, Metazoa, Chordata, Chondrichthyes, Myliobatiformes, Dasyatidae. Gene Ontology annotation, cellular component: nucleus; cytoplasm. Gene Ontology annotation, molecular function: mRNA binding. Gene Ontology annotation, biological process: nervous system development; regulation of alternative mRNA splicing, via spliceosome. The record is from RefSeq and is a predicted model, not a curated record. The transcript is spliced from 14 exons.
GCCGAAUCUGGGCCAUUUUUUUUGAAGAUUGUUUUCCGCUCCCGCUCGCUAUCCCUGUGUGUGUGUGUGUGUGUGUGGGGGUAAAACUCGGCGCGGUUGGCAGCGCUGUGAGCUUGGCUGUGUGAAAUUGCCGGGUGUAGAUUUGCGCCCUGCUUUGGAGGGAGGGGGAUAGAAGUAUUUUUUUUGUUUAAUUGUAGAUUUUUUUUGGGUCCACCCCGUGCGGUCGUCCGGUCUCUCUCGCCUUCGGCCCCGUGUUGCUGCCGCCACUACCCCGCGUCCGACAACACCGCCCACCCCAUCCAUCCCCCUUCCUCUGAGUGCAGGCUGAUGGCGGCGGAGCCGGUGGCCGGUGGGGGGUUCGGCCCCGGGCCCGGCCCUGGCCCCGAGCGAAUGUUACGAGGGCUGAAGCGAGACGAGCCGGGAGACGCAGCGGCGGCCGAGGCGAAGAGACAGCGGCUGGAAGCCAGCGUGAACCCGGGAGAGAACGGGAUGAGCAGCGAGGCCGCACAGGAUUCAGCACUGAAGUUCAAAGAUUGUACAGAGCGGUGUGACUUCAUGGGUAGCCAGGAGCCAGCAGCCACCCCAGAAGCUAUGGUACAGCCGUAUGCAACAGUUCCAUUCCCUCCUCCCCCUCCUCCUCCUCCUCCACAGAAUGGAAUUCCAACAGAAUACACUGUUCCACACACUCAGGACUACACAGGUCAGACGCCAGUCCCAGAUCAUAGUCUGAACAUCUACGCAUCCAGUCAGACCCUUGGGGAACAGAGUGGCACAAUUGCCAAUGUACAGCCUGUAUCUGGAACCGCCACACAGACAGAUGAAGCAGCACAGACAGAUGGACAACAACAAACACAGAGUACAGAGAGCAAUGAGAGCAAACCCAUACCUAAACGGCUUCACGUUUCCAACAUUCCCUUUCGAUUCCGUGAUCCUGACCUCAGGCAAAUGUUUGGGCAAUUUGGUAAAAUCAUAGAUGUAGAAAUUAUAUUUAAUGAGCGUGGCUCAAAGGGAUUCGGGUUCGUAACUUUCGAAUCUAGUGCUGAUGCCGACAGGGCGAGGGAGAAAUUACACGGCACGGUGGUUGAGGGCCGUAAAAUAGAGGUAAACAAUGCCACAGCUCGUGUGAUGACUAAUAAGAAGAUGGUGAGCCCUUAUGCAAAUGGUUGGAAGCUGAGCCCUGUGGUUGGUGCAGUCUACAGUCCUGAAUUUUAUGCAGGUCCAGCAUCACUAUCAUCAUUACCCUUUCACCUACAUCCUGUUGCCUCUACAGCACUCAGUCCAACACACAAUGUUCCUGGUUUCCCAUAUCAAGCAGCCACUACUGCAGCUGCCCUGAGAGGUGCCCUGAGAGGACGAGGUCGUGCGGUCUAUAGCGCAUUCCGUGCAGCAGCACCUCCCACUGCCAUCCCAGCCUAUGGAGGUGUGGUUUACCAAGAUGGAUUUUAUGGUGCCGAUCUCUAUGGUGGAUAUGCAGCCUACAGGUAUGCACAGCCAGCAACUGCAACUGCUACUGCAUACAGUGACAGCUAUGGGCGUGUUUACACGGCAGAUCCCUAUCACACACUUGCUCCCGCGCCUACUUAUGGAGUUAGCGCUGUGGCUAGUUUAUAUCGAGGUGGAUACAGUCGUUUUGCUCCCUACUAAAAGUGAUGUGAACUCCUGCGAUGGGAACAGCCCCUUCCCAAGGCCUGGUUGUUGCAAUAUUACAAGUAGUGGAACUUUAUAGCAACUCAACAUGAAAAAAAAUACACGAGAAAGAGAGGAAAUCAUUACACAAGAGACCUACUUUUUUAUACCUCAUUAUGUUCUUCUAAACAUGUAUUUUUUUUCCUUUUGUUUCUGCCUUCAUUUUUUUUUGUUCCAAAGAUUGUGCAGACAGUUUUUAACUGUGGUAUAAAAGUGCAUUUCUUUGUGUGUGUAGUGGCAUUUAUGAAAUCAGCUUCAUAUGACAAAAGUCAGACAAAUGAAAUCUAAAAAAUAUUAGGCACAAAAGCAGUAGUAAAAACCAAAAGUCAAAUUGAGUGCCCACGGGAAACUGGUCCCAGUAAAGUGUGUGGAGCAGUAGCACCAAGGGUCUGUGGAUAUACAAAAUAAAUCUUGAUGGGAGGGAAAGAGAGAGAUUCACCACUUAAUGGAGUCAGUUCAAAAUGAGGAGAGGUGGGGGGGGGCAAGCUGGAAAUUAUCCAUUUAUGAGUGGAUGGAAACAAUUUUUAUGUUGUGCUUUGUUUUUUGUAGUGAGUGCAGCUGCAGCUUCCAUCUAAUCACCAUUUCCAGACAUAGCAUGUUAAAUUGUGCCUGUUUGUACCCAAUUGAACAAUAGCAACAGCCGAGAUAUUAGUUGCUAUCAAACAGCAAAGUGGCUGCAAUGCUAACUUUUGUCCGUUUAAUCAUUCAUUCAAGACUCAGAAGAUCACACAACCCACCUCCCUCCACUGGUGAUGUAAAUUUAUCUCCACGCUUUUGUUUUUAAAAUGAUAUUGACUUUUUGCAUUAGCAUCCAAGCAAAUUCCAAAUGGAGGUUUCAUGCCUCCUGUGUAAAAUGGGGCAGGUUUACACUGCACUGUCAGGUAGCACCAUUGAAUUAAGUGAUACAAUCCAGAAGUGUUUGGCACUAAAUAUAUGCAUGUUUUAAUUGCAUCAGGUUAAUUGAAUUGUAUUAUCCAAUGUAUUUGUAUUUUUUUAAUGUGACCUAGGAUAUUGCUCCAACUGGCUGACACCCUUGCAUUCAGCAGAAUUACAUAAAAAUGCAGUUUUUAAAUCAAUCUUUUUUUAACUCUAAUCAUCGUCAUCAGAUUUUGGCUGCUUUGUGAUCUUUGUUUCAUUUACCUCUGUCUUCGGUGAGUACCUAAGCAAGCAGGAAGAUGCUGCUCAGAAAAUGGUCAUCUGGCAUGAGAAGAAUCUAGCUCUACCCCUGCCUGAAAGGUGUAAAGGGAAGAGCAGAGGUGUGAAUUGGAAGAAGAGGUGUGGAUAGGGUGGGGAUUGAGGACUUUCAACAGGAAAGUUCUGGAAGGUUGGUCAGACACACAGUUGCAUCAUGUAAAUGAAAAAAGUUAUGAAUACUACACUUUGGUAGACAUUUUAAAGGCAUUCAUGAUGCCAUUUCAGAUGUUUUUUUUUAGGAAGUUAGCUGAGCUAAUGUGUGAGUGUUAGUCAAUGAGGCUCCAGGUCAGAUUGAAGCUAAUAAUUUAUUGUGCAUGCUUGGGGCUGGCCCAGACCUAUCCAUUCUGUUCCAAUGUCCCUGGAGCUUUGCUGUCUGUUAUAUCUGCACUGGGAGAUUUAGGUGGGAGUGAAUUGAAAAAGUAUACUUCCAUGGUGCAGACAGCACAGUUGCUGCCAGAGUUUCUGAUCAUGUAGAGUAUUCCCAACACAGUGUACACUGCACCGGGCUUAGUAAGCUAUUUAAAGAAAAUCAAUCUUUGUUAAAAGAAAAAAGGGACACUAGUCGUAGACACCACACUGCCGUCCUUAAAUUAUGAAUUUUUUUUGCAUUGCAAGCCAAAGCAUGGUUUGUCGCUGAAUGACAAUUGUUUUUUGUAUAUAAAAAUAUUUUCAUUGUUGUUAUAAUAGGGAAACAUUCACAGAAAAGUCUCAUCACAGAGGAAGGAAUUUAAAAUGGGAAUGUGGUGUGGCAAAUGACAGCAUCUCCUGGUAGUGCUCCUGUUAGUUUAGUAGUGCUUAGAGAAGGAAAAUGUAGACACCACAGAGUUGCUGUGGGAGUUGCUGUUCUGUGUCACACCAGGUUCAGUAAUAGUUUUCAUUCCUAUGACUACAAUUCAUAUUCUUUUACUUACGUUAACUUUUAUAUUAUAACCAGUGAACAUGUUAGUGAGUUAGCACUACAGCUGCACUCUACUCCACUGACUACCAAGUAACCCAAGGGUAUUGUUCUCAAUCCUUGUUUUUGUUUUGUAUAAGCCUCAGAGCAGCUGUAGAAUAGGCAGAAUAUUUGGAGGGAACAAUUUCUGAGUAGAGUAAAUGUUUUUUUUAUUCUCUCUUUAUUUGGCAAAAGACCAUCUUGCUUUCAGCAGGAAUGGGCCAUGUCCAGUCAGCAGCUUACCAUAUGGUAAAUAUCCGACACCCCAUCCAUCGGGUCAGGUUCAGUGGGACUGACAAGUUUUUAUUUGUUUUGUGUUGUGCAUGCGUGUGUGUGUGUGUGUGUGGUUUUUUUUGGAAGGGACCCAUUGCUGUAUCCCGACUGGAAUAGGAAACUUGGUUGUUAGUAGUAGGAGUCAUUAUCACAGUGACAUGGCUGAUGCAGAUACUUGAACCAUUUAAUCCUUAAGCCUUUAUAUUAAGCAACAUUUAUUUCUUUCCAUUUACUUGUAAUACAGUUCACCCGAUACGAUCGCAAUCACCCAUCCCCCACCACCAUCACCAUCCUCCCUUUCCCCUUCUCCUCCCCUCCCCCAGAUAAACAAGGAAAAGUUUCACCUUCCAUAACCGGAAGUUCCUGUGAAUCACAAAGAGGAGAGAGCCCUCUCUCUGAGCUCCAGCCAAAGGGGAAAGGAGUGUUGGGGUGGGAGAAUUAGAAAUUGUGCUGUGGUGCAGGCAUUGGAAAGGGAAUAAAAUAGGAGAAAACACUAAACAAUUUAAAAAACCAUGUGCAGGUGGUAUUUAAUCUUGCUAGAAAGCUAGCAUCAACACUGUCCUGACCCUCAUCCCACCUUGUUUGUGAACGUUUCCCAGAAGGUAUGGUAUAUCGUAUAGUAGCUUCAUCACCGAGCAGUAUUCAUUGGGUUAUAAUUAGAUAUAAUCAUGAAUGUUAAGUAGAUAGCACAUGGACUAUUAUUCCUUUUGUAUUACUUCCCAUGUAUAAAUUAUUGAUCUUGUUGCUGGCUUUUAUAAACUCGAAGGAAGGGAAAUCCUUCCCAACAGUAAUAAAGCACUGUUUUUAAAAUAAAACAAAAAUGGUGAGAACGCA